Messenger RNA from Durio zibethinus, 1426 nucleotides. Its product is annotated as Sucrase/ferredoxin-like family protein. NCBI's taxonomy places the organism in Eukaryota, Viridiplantae, Streptophyta, Magnoliopsida, Malvales, Malvaceae. The record is from RefSeq and is a predicted model, not a curated record.
AUUAAUUAACCAAAAAAAAAAACAGUUCUACGAAACUUCCAUAGCCAUUACACCAGCAAAUCCUCGCCUAGCCUGCGCGUAUGCUCCACGCUCCAUUGCCUUUUUCAUUCAAACCUCCCCUCAUGCGCAUUGCGCACCUCCCCGGCUCUCUCUUCUCCUCCUUUACUGGAAUUCGGUUUCACGCUGCUCCAAAAUCUUUGCCAGCUUUUGUUUCUUUUUCUUCUUCUUCGAUGGCGGAUUCUAACAACUUCUUAGCCGUUUCCGCCGAAGAUGUGGCGAAGUUCGGGUUCACGCGCGAGGAGAUGUACUCCAGUAACCUUGCUGGCACUGUUAAUCCCUACGAUCGCCACCUGUUUCUUCGCCAUAAAUCCUAUACCGAUUGGGCUUCCCGCGUCGAAGAGGAUCUCCUCCCUAAGCAUCUUUCUUCCGCUCUCAAGUCUCGCAAAAACGACAUCCCUAGCAAGACACUGUUGACGGUUAUUGAAGGAGAGCAAUCUGACGGAGAUGUGUUGAUUUUCCCUGAAAUGAUCAAAUACAAGGGUUUGACGGACUCUGAUGUGGAUGGCUUUGUCGAGGAUGUGCUUGUGAAUGGCAAGCCUUGGACUUCAGGAGUGCAGGAGACAUUCACCGGUUCAUAUGUCUUCGUGUGUGCUCAUGGUAAUCGUGACAAGAGAUGUGGUGUUUGUGGACCAAUUCUAAUUGAAAAGCUGAACGAGGAGAUUGCGUUGCGAGGACUGAAGGAUCAGGUGUUUGUAAGUGCUUGCUCUCACAUUGGAGGGCACAAGUAUGCUGGGAACUUGAUUAUCUUCAGCCCAGAUUCUGAGGGAAAGAUUAUGGGCCAUUGGUAUGGCUAUGUUACUCCGGAUGAUGUGCCUGAAUUGCUGGAUCAGCACAUUGCAAAGGGAGAAAUAAUAGAACGCCUUUGGAGGGGUCAAAUGGGGGCUUCUAAUGAAGGAGGUGAUAAAACAGGUGAACAGAAGCUUCCAAAUGGGGAAGAAGUGAAGAAGAAUGAGAAGCAUGAAGAAUCUACUGCUCAGAAGACCAAGGAAAACGUGGGUGGUUGUUGUCAGGGUGUUAAUGGGUUUACCUGUUGCAUGAAUGCUAGCCCUGAAGUAAGUGAAAGUAAAAAAAUUGAAGAAACAACAGAAUCACGCGGAAAGACUGGGCCAGGCAGAUUGACAUGCUGGUUCCAAUCAUGGGAGCAACUUGAUGUUCUUACAGCAGCAGCUGUGGUUGGAGCUGUGGCAACCAUUGCUGUGGCUUAUAGCUAUUAUAGAAGAUCGGGUUGAAUUAAAAGCCCCGUAUUCCAAUAUUUUACUGUUUGCUUGUGGGUUGUAAGCCCCUGUUUUUUGGUCGCAGAGGCAAUAGUUGAUGAUAAAAUAAUCCUCCAAACUACAAACUUCUGGUGGAGAUUGAUACAAAUAGU